Anthostomella pinea is the source of this 1221-nucleotide messenger RNA. NCBI's taxonomy places the organism in Eukaryota, Fungi, Ascomycota, Sordariomycetes, Xylariales, Xylariaceae. The record is from the annotation of a GenBank genome assembly.
AUGGAGACGAUAUCCAAGUGCUUCGGCGCGCCCGACGAAUCCAAGGCGACUGCUAUUAUCGCAACGACAGUCGUAACCACAAUAACGCUCAUCUCCGUUGCGCGCUUCGUCCUGUGGCCGAGGAAGACGCCCAUAAUCCCCGGGGCCCUGACAACGAGCGUGCCGAGGCUGUCGGAGGCUGAACUCCAGGAUGUCGCUUACAGGACCGACCACUUCCCCGGCGCAAGGGACGUGGUGACGCCGUACGGCAACAUCCGCGUCUACGAGUUCGGGCCAGAAGACGGGAGGAAGGUCCUCAUGCUGCACGGAAUUAGCACAUCAUGCAUGACCCUCGCCGACCUCGCCGUAGGGCUCGAGGAGAAGGGCUGCCGCGUCAUGCUGUUCGAUCUCUUUGGGCGCGGCUAUAGCGACGCUCCGGGUGAUCUCCCCUACGACACACGCCUCUUCACGACGCAGAUCCUGCUGGCGCUCGCGUCGUCGCCGCUGCCCUGGACGGGCGACGCGGGCUUCAGCCUGGUCGGCUACUCGCUCGGCGGCGGCAUCGCGGCCAACUUUGCCGCCACUUUCCCGCGGAUGGUAGCGUCUUUGCUUCUCCUUGCGCCGGCGGGGCUCAUCCGCCCGGAGAACAUCGGCCGUGCCAGCCGGCUGGUCUUCACGUCUGGGAUCGUGCCGGAGCGCCUGCUGGCUUGGUUGACGAAGCGGCGGCUGCGCACGCCCAUCGACAAUGCGGUCAGCAAGCGGCGCAAGGCGUCGAUGUCUUCGUCAGCUGGUAACACUAAUGGUAACAGCUCGUCCGGGCAGACGACGUCUUCGGAGAACCAGGAGAACUACCUCGACGUGGCCGUCCAGGAAGCAGUGGACCCGCCCUUGGAGCCAUCGCCAACGCCGACCGAGCUGCGCGUCGCCAGCUUCGUGCACUGGUCGCUGGACUACAACGAGGGCUUUGUGCCGGCUAUGAUGUCGACCAUGCGCUAUGCACCCCUCAUGGACCAACAACACUACUGGCGGCUGCUGUCGCAGCGCGAGCCGGGAACUACGGCUGUGCUACUGGGACGCAAUGAUAACCUGAUUCAGAGGGAGGACUACGAGGAGGAUGCGCUGCCGCUGCUCGGUGGGAAGGAUAAUGUGUUUUGGCGUAUCGUGCCGGGCUCGCAUAACUUUCCCUUUACCAACGGGCCUGAGGCGCUGGAGGUCAUUUAUGAGUUUUGGGGGAUGAAUUGA